This is a messenger RNA of Hippocampus zosterae (dwarf seahorse), 3474 nucleotides long. RefSeq names its product stonin-1. Gene Ontology annotation, biological process: regulation of endocytosis; synaptic vesicle endocytosis; clathrin-dependent endocytosis. The transcript is spliced from 4 exons. Gene Ontology annotation, molecular function: clathrin-cargo adaptor activity. NCBI's taxonomy places the organism in Eukaryota, Metazoa, Chordata, Actinopteri, Syngnathiformes, Syngnathidae. Gene Ontology annotation, cellular component: synaptic vesicle; AP-2 adaptor complex. The record is from RefSeq and is a predicted model, not a curated record. Bases 224 to 2341 code for a protein of 705 amino acids.
AGCGCGGCUCUGUUCCUUCCUGCAGUGUCCUGUCGGAGGACCGUCAGUGUUAACACUCCCGGGAUUCACUCUGCCAUUUUGAAGAGAAUCAACCGUCCGCCGACAUCAGCGUUCAUCAAACUUAGGUGAUGACCUCAACGGGUGAACUACGUUUGUGAGUUUAUAAGAAUUUCUCUGCCCAGCAAAAUAAAGCCAGAGCUUUUGCUUUGAAGGGCCAUCCGCGAUGUGUUCCACCAAUCACUCAAACUGGGUUACAUUUGAAGAUGACAACGCAGUACUUUCCUCACCACAGAAAACCAGACAGUCACCAGGGUGUAUGAAAGUGGCACUACCACGCCCCAAUGGUCUCAAAUUAGUGCAUCCUCCUAUCAGAGACACUUCCUGGAGUUUCAACAGCUCACUGGAAUCUCCUCAAAGCCAAUCAAGUGUCAGUGGAGGUUCAUGUGUUUCGAGUCACACGCCACUUCUCACCCCCAUGAGUGGCCUUUCAAGAGUAACGUCUCCAUUUCGCUCGAACUCCAGGGAGGAAAACAACUUCUUCCAGAGCUUCACCAGCUCAUCUCCCACUUCUCUUCCAUCUCCUGCACCAGAACCCCUGAGACUAAGUUCAAAUGGACAGAACCCCUUCCCCACUUUCCAGGGGAACUCUGGACACUUGAACCCUUUCUGGGACAGCUCUGGACACAGUGUUGAUGCAGGCAGUUCCUCCUCAGACUCUGAACCCGACCACAGUCUACCACGUUUCUUUAUACGGACCAAAGAUGGCACCGAGCCUCCACCUGAUCACCUCCAGAACACCUUGUUCAUUUGCAACAAAACUGAAGGCCGUCGAGCAGAAUCGGACAACGGCGGAAAGACAGAAAGACACGAGAGGCGACUCAGUUCAAAAGGUGAAGUUAUAAGCGAGGGACCCUCUCAGUUUGGCCCGCGGGGGUUGUUUCGUAGCCACAGAAGAGAUGGUUGGCCUGUAAUGCUCAGGAUUCCCGAAAAAAAGAAUCGCAUGUCCUCAAGACAAUGGGGACCGAUCUACCUCCGCUUGUUGCCCGGAGGUGUGCUGCAAAUGUACUAUGAGAAAGGGCUUGAGAAGCCAUUCAAAGAGUUCCGGCUACAGCCUCAGUGUCGGCUCUCGGACCUCAAGGUAGAAAAUUAUAGUGAACCCCGCAAAGUCCUCACAGUGAAAGUUGAACAUUUCACAUAUACUGAAAAGAAACGCUACCACCCCAAGCUGGAGGUGAAUCAUGAAGCAGAAGUCGAACAACUGCUCAAGUUUGGCUCCACUGUACACAAAGACAUGGAAGACCUGGUGGUCUCCAUGGAAGAGGAAAUCUUUAAGCUGCCUAUGCUCCACCAGCCCAGGCGUAAUUACGAGGAGCAGGAGCUGUCGCUGCAGAUCACCGACCACAUUUGGAUACAACAAGAUACAUUUGGAGGAGUCAUGGAGCGGACUGCCUUCACUCAGAUUCAUUGUCUCGCUUUCCUGAAUGGAGUUGGCGAUUGCUUUCUUGCCCUAAACGACUUAGGCCUGUCUCAUUCAAAUGCGAGCUAUGGAUCUGAAGAUGACAAUGAGCACUGGAUGGAGAUCACAGACUGUUCCUUCCACAAGUGUGUAAAUGAAACAGAGUUUCAGAUGUCUAGACUGAUAACGUUCUGCCCCCCUGAUGCUUGUAGGGUGGAGCUGAUGCGGUACAAGACGAUGUUUUUGGGUUGCACAGAAAUGCCUUUCUCGAUAAAAUCUGUGGUCACAGUUCAAGGGGCUUAUGUUGAGCUACAGGCCUUUCUUAAUAUGUCGGGAACAUUCCUCUCCACAAUGGGGGUAUCGGACACGAAUCCACUGUGUGAGAAUGUAGAAGUGCGAGUGCCGGUGCCAGGUAACUGGAUCAAAGUGACACAAACAGCGGCCUUGCUACGCCAGAGGUCAUUGAAGGCCCGGAUGAACAGAAAUGCCUGUUUGGGCUCCUUCAGCACUGCACAGUCUCAGCCUGUUAUGCAGGUGUCAGUUGGCAGCGUCAAGUAUGAGAAUGUCUAUUCUGCUGUUGUGUGGAAGAUUGACAGGCUCCCAGCAAAGAACACAGCAAUCGACCACCCUCAGUCAUUCUCCUGCAAACUCGAGCUGGGAUCUGAUCAGGAAAUCCCAAGCGACUGGUAUCCUUUUAUCACAAUGGAAUGUGAGAUUAUGGGCGCCGUCGUGUCACAGACUACAGUCAAGUCACUGGGCACGGUCAAUGACAUUCAGCCACUGAAACAUGUGACCAGCUGGACACGCUAUCAUUGUCAGGUGGAAGUGGAGAAGAAAUGGAUUGAAACAGAGUCGAAGAAGGAAUCCAGUUGUAUGACACAGUGAUGUUCACAGAAUCUCAAAAAAAAAAAAAAACUGACAUGGGUGACAAGGGACUUUCUGCAUACUUUUGUCAUAGUCGUCUAAAUUUCGCAUUGCUUGGUAUUACCAGUAUUGCCCAUGAAGGUUCAGUCCUUUAUGACUGUAUGCAUAAUUAUCCUAACACGUGCACUUUAUAUGUAAUGGUUAAAAGUAAAAUAACAAAUGUAUGAGAACGAAAUGUAGGUGUGCGCAUGUGUCAUCUGCACUGCCCUUCAGAUUCAUUUGCAGCCUAAAUAAAUGAGCAGGCUUAGAUUAUUAUUAAUGAGCAGUGUUCGCUGUUUGGGAUAAGUAGAUUUCCAUCGGUUUGCAAUUACGCCUCGUGCCACACACUUGAAUUCAUUCUGGUUCAUGUUAAUAAUGGUAUAUAAGAUAUGGCCCCUCCUGGAAGCAUCUCAUGUAUUCCACGUUGUUCAGCUGACAAGUAAGCAAAUUAACUUGCACUAAAAUAUGGUAAAUGCUUGACAUCGCACCAAAGAAUCAAAAUGUAUGUCAAUUUAAACCCCUUGUGGAAGAGUGACAUAACCACAACAACACAACCACCUACUUUUUGUAAUUUGGACUACUGUAGUUCGAUUGAACUCAAAUGCAUUUUAGUGGCAGUGAUGAAUUAAAUGUUGGACAUUUCUUUAGAUUGGUCUUAAAAUCUGUCAAAUGAUUACACAGUGAAAGUGUGUUGACACAAGCAAUUGGCAAAUAGUGUUUUCAAUUAUGCACCAUAUGUCUGCGUUCAACUGCUGCUGUUGCGAAAACCCAAGACUUCCACUCAUGGGUUUAAAUUGUGCAUAGCUAUUUAACUUACUGUCAAGAGUUAUGUAUUUUUUUUGUUUUGCUUCUUUUUUAUCCAAUAAUUACAGAUUUUUGUCUGCAUUAAAACCAUCUCAUCCCUUGCGCUGCUUACCUUCUGUUUGCCUUUAAGUCUUUAUCAAAUUUCAAUUCUGGAGGAAUGUGUUUUCAUCGAAUCAAAUCAUUUGCUUAUUAUUUGACUAGUCAGCCUGGUCACAGUGAACUCAAAGGCCUUCAAUGAAGACUGAUAACCAAUAUGUGGUACCAAAAUCCUAUCCUACCAAAGUAAAAUGAGAAAUUAACCUUCACGACGA